This is a messenger RNA of Leptosia nina, 1569 nucleotides long. The record is from the annotation of a GenBank genome assembly. Lineage: Eukaryota; Metazoa; Arthropoda; Insecta; Lepidoptera; Pieridae.
AUGGCUUCAGCAAUGUUAAAGUUGCUCAAAUCAGAAUCACAAAUACUCUUUAGAAGAAAUUACAGCAGUGCAGCACCUACUACUAAACUAUAUAUUGAUGGCCAAUUUGUAGAUUCAAAGACAAGCCAGUGGAUCGAACUAACUAAUCCGGCCACAAAUGAAGUUAUUGGAAGAGUCCCAGAAACAACUCAAGAUGAAUUAAACGUAGCUCUCGAAUCAGCGAAGAAAGCAUACAAAUCAUGGAGUCAAAGUACUAUUAUGACACGUCAACAACUCAUGUUCAAAUUCGGACGUCUGCUUCGGGAAAAUCACAGCAAAUUGGCCGCAAAAAUCACUGAAGAACAGGGUAAAACUAUCGCCGAUGCUGAGGGCGAUGUCCUUAGAGGAAUACAGCUGGUGGAACACUGCUGUAGCAUCACAACACUGCAGCUGGGAGACUGUAUCCAGAAUAUAUCCAAGGAUAUGGAUACGCACAGUUACAAGGUUCCACUUGGUGUUGUUGGUGGUGUCGCUGCAUUCAACUUUCCCGUUAUGAUUCCUCUUUGGAUGUUCCCGCCUGCACUUGUAACAGGCAACACUUGCAUCUUGAAGCCAUCAGAACAGGACCCAGGAGCGACUCUCAUGAUGAUGGAACUAUUACAGGAGGCUGGAGCGCCACCUGGUCUGGUUAAUGUUGUCCACGGAACCCACAAUACUGUUAACUUUAUCUGUGACAACCCAGACAUCAAAGCGGUGUCCUUUGUCGGUGGCGAUGCUGCGGGAAAACACAUCUACACUAGAGCUUCGGCUGCCGGUAAACGCGUGCAAAGCAACAUGGGUGCGAAGAACCACGGAGUGAUCAUGCCCGAUGCAAACAAGGAGCACACGCUGAACCAGUUGGCCGGAGCAGCUUUCGGCGCUGCGGGGCAGAGAUGCAUGGCCCUGAGCACCGCUGUGUUUGUUGGUGAAGCAAAGGAAUGGAUCCCGGACCUUGUGGAACGCGCCAAAGCCCUCAAAGUUAACGCUGGACAUGUUCCCGGUACAGAUGUUGGUCCCGUUAUUUCUGUUAGAGCUAAGGAGAGGAUACAUAACCUCGUGGAUUCUGGUGUAAAAGAAGGUGCCAAACUAGUUCUUGAUGGUCGCGGCAUCAAAGUAUCCGGCUUCGAAAAGGGCAACUUCGUCGGUCCUACCAUUCUGACAGAUGUCAAAACCAACAUGGAAUGUUACAAGGAGGAAAUCUUCGGCCCAGUAUUAGUGUGCCUCUUCGUGGAUACCUUGGACGAAGCAAUCCAAUUGGUAAAUUCUAACCCCUACGGCAACGGAACAGCGGUGUUCACUACAAACGGAGCUACAGCGAGGAAAUUUGCCGCUGAAAUCGAUGUAGGCCAAGUUGGUGUGAAUGUCCCCAUUCCGGUACCAUUGUCAAUGUUCUCAUUUACUGGCACCAGGGGCAGCUUCUUGGGCACAAACCAUUUCUGCGGUAAGCAGGGUAUCGAUUUUUACACGGAGUUGAAGACGGUGGUGUCUUAUUGGAGACAGAGUGACGUCUCUCACACAAAGGCCGCUGUGUCUAUGCCCACUCAACAGUAA